CCUCAUGCCCUGUGUGUGUGUGUGUGUGUGUGUGUAUAUGUGUAAAAAAGUUUCAACAUGGUAUUAAUAUAAUAGGCAAGCAACCUUCAUUAAAAUUUUUAAUUCUCACACUAGAUGGAGCACAUCAGUGAACUGGGACCCUCAGGUCUCUCCACAAAUUGUCAGUAGGGGUAUGAGUUUGGACUUUGGCUGAGUCUAUCAGUGACAUUAAGAGCUUUGUCCCAGAAACACUCCAGAAGUGUUUUGCCUUUGUGUUUAAGGUUGUUAUGCUGUGACCUUCACCCCAGUUUGAAGUCAUGCACACUAUAGGUCAGGUUUUUGUCCAGCACCCAUUGGCUUUAUUCAUUGCUCCCUCAAUCCUUAGCAGUCUCUCAGUCUUUUAUUCUAGGAUGCAUCAUCACAGCAUGAUGCUGCUGCUACCAUCACCAUCAGGCUUCACUGUAGGCAGAGGUGAGGAGUGUUAUCUGGUUUUUCUCAGUUGUAGCUCUUGGCAUGCAACAAUGAGUUGAGCUUUUGUGUGACCACAGAAUUCUUUUCAUACAUUCUUCUAAAAGUGGUAACACCAGUGUGAUGUUCUGUGGCUUAUUGCAGCUGCUGCAGUUUCUCACACACUGUUUGAAUAGCUGGUGGGUUUCCUGACCAAGACCCUUCUUUGCUGAUUAAAACUUUUUUUAUGAGUAAAAAGUUAAAAAGCAUGUUUUGCUUAGUUAUUACUGGGUGUUAUAUAAAGAUAACACAAUAAAUGUAUACAUUUCGAAUUACUUCUAUAACCGCAAAAUGUGGAAAAAAUGAAGAGACUAAAAGUCAGAACAGAUAAUCUCAAUACUUUCCAGUUCACAAUUUAAAACCUGCAGCAAAGAAUAAGAGUUUCUCAGAAGAGUUAAUAAUGAAUAAUAAUAACUGAAACCAGGAGUACAUUCAAUUAAACAUGCAGUAACAGAGGUGUUAGUUCUGUAAAACAGGUCCUGUAUAGAUAAUUCUCUUUCUCAAAAUAAGGAAGCUUUCUUUCUGCAAAAAGCUGUAUUAACUCCCAGGAAAGGGUCCCCCACUUUGAUGAUGAUUACAGACUUUAUUCGAGUGGAUUGUUUUUAAUUGAACAUUAAUGUAAUAAGAUAAAGAACUCAUUACUGAUUAUUAUACAAGCCUCAAGGGUAAAAUUUUAAGAGGUUUCCACAUGCAAGGGUAUUGUGAACGGAUCAUGUUCAUUACCUCCUUGGCCCCUCUGAUGUAAUUAUUCAAACCUUUGUACCUUUCUAGAGAAAUCUAACAUCUUUGGGUAAUUGUGUGUGCUCAUAUGAAAAGCAGAACUCAUGGGCUUCCUGUCAACACCAAAACCACAAACACUUUUUUUUUUUUGACGUUUACCUUUAAAGAAUGCAGACAGUCCUCACGGAGUUAUUUAUUUGAUCUGCAGCCAGCAAGACAGGACGUAACUCAACAUGAAAUGCAAUUUCAGUGGGACUCUGCUGAUCAGUGUGCUCCCUCCAUUGUUGGUAACAGAGUUUGUUUUGGGAGCCAUUGCAAAUGGUUUGGCUCUCUGGAUCUUCUGCUUCCACCUGAAGCCCUGGAAGAGCAGCACGGUGUUACUCUUCAACCUGGCGAUGGCUGAUUUUCUGCUCAACAUGGCUUUGCCUUUCCGUGCCAGCUACUACAUCUCGGAGAUCAACUGGAUGUUUGGAGGCGGUCUCUGCAACAUCUGCCUCUUCAUGUUGGCAAUGAACCGCAGCGGAAGUAUACUCUUCUUGAUGGCUAUCGCUGUGGACAGAUACAUGCGUGUGGUGCAUCCCCAUCAUCCCAUCAACUCUUUGAGUGUCUCCAAAGCCAUGUGUGGAGCACUUGCACUAUGGUUGGUCGCUAUCUCAAUGACAGCUCAUGUCUUUGCUUUGCAACACAUCAACACAACUUACUGUGAGAGCUUCAUGAUUGAGACUAAACCCCAGCAAAAUCUGACCUGGCAUAAGUUUGUGUUGCUCUUUUCCUUCUAUAUACCUCUGAUUGUGAUUCUCUACUGCACAGUCCACAUUAUUGGCCACCUGAGAGGUAGACAGUUGGCCCAGCAUGCAAAGAUUAAGAAGGCUCUGUGCUUCAUCAUAGUGGUGGCGGUGCUCUUCAUUAUUUGCUUCCUCCCGAGCAACGUCAUACAGGUGCUGAUUUGGAUCAAGACCAAAGAAGUAGCAGACACCCUCUCCGAAUCUCAAGUCUGCCCUGCCCUGGAAGACCUGAACACUGCAUUUUACAUCACCAUUAGCCUAACCUAUCUCAACAGCGUGUUGGAUCCUGUGGUCUACUACUUCUCCAGCCCUGCCUUCAAGAACAUCUGCAGGAAAGCUCUUCAUCUGCCCCAAGCAGACACUGUUGAAAGUACAGAGAAGAAAACUCGAGAAACAGGCUCCCAGUCGCUCAGCCAGCUGUAAUCACAAAGCCAAAAUAAAGGAAAUCAUUGAGAUGGAUGCAGCUCCAUAGCUAACAUUUUGAUUAAAAGUGACAUUUUUCUCCCAAAGUGGUCAUGUAAGUGCUACAGCCAACAAGAUGUUAUUUUUACUUCUCUUAUACAGUAGUUAUACAGUAUAUAUUGACUGUACUUUUCUAAAAAAAUUUUUUUGCAAAACAUAUGAUAUUGUAAAGCUGACAUAAUUUAUGUACUUAAUAUUUUGUCCAGCUUAUACGGCCACCAAACUACUCUUCAAUUCUCUAAACUCACAAUCACUAUAUAUAUUUAUUCACAUGAAUUAUUCACAUAAUUCAUGUGAAUAAAAUAUCAUCUUGUAAUUUUGGAAAAACGUAUCAGAAUUGUUAUGAUAAAAAUAUUGCAUGUCUCACAGCUUUCUCGUGUCAGAUUAUCUAUGAUCUCAAUGAUACCAAGUCAUAUUAAUGAGCUAUGAAGGUAAUUUUUAGAACACAACCCUCAACACAAUGUCCUCACUGUUGGAGCAAGAAAUAAAGAUUUUUAUUCUCAUCAUAGAGCUGUGGCAUGUUUUCCUGCAAUUUAUCAUCUGACUUCCAGUCAACAUGAAGUGCAUUCAGGUUCUUAUACAUAGAUUCAAUGCACUGACGUUACUAUAAGGAUUAAGCACCAUAAACCAAAUAAAGACAAGCACAUUACAUUAAAAUGUGCAGUAAUUUGGACAGCAGGACACACAAUUCUGACCAUAACUUAUGUUUUAGCAGCAACUGAUGUUUGGCCCCUUUGACACAGUUAACACAUCAAGUAUUUGAUGAUUAAAAUGCCUUGGUUUCCCUGUAAUGUCGUUCAUACCACAAACACCUCCUCCCCUGUUUAGAUGGUUCCCCAAAAAGUAUGCGACAGCCAUCAAAGAGUUAUUACCGGAAACUACGAGUGAACUCAAUGGACUUGUAAUAACCUCAAGUAAAUAAUGGAUUGAUGCGGAAAUACUUGAAUCAUAUAUCUCUGAUGCACAUUUAAACAAUACAAUUAAUAGAAAUUAGAAUCAGAAUUAAACCUGCCAACUAUUGGCAGGUUUUAAAAAUGUAAGUCUCUACAUAGGCUCUAAUUGGACUGAUUUUAAAAAAAAUUUGUAUUUUGCACACAAAAAACUCAUUUGUUUGAUGUUCCACUCAGUCUACAUACUGCUACAACAUGAAUUACAUAGUCAAAGUGAAGUUUGGCGUGGCUCAGUAACACACAAGAAAUAUGUUGCAAUAAUUAUCCAGUAGCUACACUGCCAGCUAAUGAGCAGAGUAUUUUUCAACUGAUAGGGUUUUCCAGCAGUUAGGCUAAUAAUGCAGACAUUUGUGGGUGACAUGCACUGUAAAACCCAAUUUCUAAUUUGAACCCAAACAUGGAUGCUAAUUUCAAAAACAUGUAAUUUUGGGCUGGGUUUUGAUUUGUAAAGUAAUUUCAACACAUCACGAAGACAAAAAAAUGA
This is a messenger RNA of Siniperca chuatsi (mandarin fish), 3887 nucleotides long. RefSeq names its product hydroxycarboxylic acid receptor 2-like. The record is from RefSeq and is a predicted model, not a curated record. The transcript has a single exon. Gene Ontology annotation, molecular function: G protein-coupled receptor activity. Gene Ontology annotation, cellular component: membrane. NCBI's taxonomy places the organism in Eukaryota, Metazoa, Chordata, Actinopteri, Centrarchiformes, Sinipercidae. Gene Ontology annotation, biological process: G protein-coupled receptor signaling pathway. The coding region runs from base 1440 to 2414 and encodes 324 amino acids.